Westerdykella ornata is the source of this 4208-nucleotide messenger RNA. RefSeq lists its product as uncharacterized. The transcript is spliced from 2 exons. The coding region runs from base 1 to 4182 and encodes 1393 amino acids. Lineage: Eukaryota; Fungi; Ascomycota; Dothideomycetes; Pleosporales; Sporormiaceae. The record is from RefSeq and is a predicted model, not a curated record.
AUGACUGCGGUCAUUCAGAUCCGAGAGACCGAAUGCCUCGCAGAGGGCAAAUGGCGGGUGAUGCUGACUUGUGAUUCGAGACUCAUCAAAUGCACACUCACUGAUCCCUUUUCCUUAUCUGAGAAGGCCCGUCUGAAAUGGAUCCUGGAAGAUUAUCCAACCAAAUUCCCGUUCGAUCUCGACCGUGUCGAAGAUAUCAUAGGCGAAAUUCAACAAUACGCAGAAUCGAUUGUAAAGCAGUUGAGUCUCAGAGAAUUCGUCAAAGAAGCUUUGGUCUCAUGCCAACCCUGCACAAAUGUGCUGAUUGAGAUCGUCGAGUGUGCGACAAGCUCCGCCUUCCAUAGCCUUCAUUGGGAACUACUUGAACCUUGGCUUGACAUCGCUGGUGCACAGUCCGUGGAAGUUCGCAUUCUUGUUUCUCGGGUGGUCCUGAGCGCUCAAGACAAUUAUGCCAAUGGCACGAUCCAAAAACCAUCGCCACGUGGCGACCAAGGCAAGUACGGCCCAAAGAUCCAGAGGAAGUACAAUAUACUUCUUGUUAUCUCGAGACCGCGGCAAAGGAGAGAUGAUAUCGAUCCCUUGCUCGGUGCGAAGGCUCUCAACGACAUCAUCUGUGAGUUGUUUUCUGGCUCGACAGACGCCCCUGUGAACCUAGAAAUUGUAAGGCCAGGCUCAUGGAAGGCCUUUGAGUCAUAUAUCCGUGAACGGACGGAAUCCUGGUGGCGCGCAGGAGGUCACGGAAGCUGGUUUGAUGUCGUACACUUUGAUGUGCACGGAGUUAUUCACAACGGCUCUCCGGGUCUACUGUUUCUAUCCGCCUCUGGCAAAACUCUCUUACGGUCCGCUGACCUGGUCGCGGAAGUACUUGUCCGACAUAUGGUGCCUUUCGUAGUCUUGCACGCUUGCGAGUCUGCGAAAGCUACGACACAACGAACGAACCUCGCCAAGAUACUUGUCGAGCAUGGAAUCGUUCGGGUUGUAGCCAUGUCUUAUAAACUUACCGCUACUGCGGCUCAGAUUUUUGUGCGCACCUUCUAUCAUCAUCUCCUUGCCGGCACAGCAAAAAGUCCAUUACCGGCUCUUCACGCUGCUCGUUCCGUGCUCUUUACCAAUCAAGUACGAAUCGGGAAGUUGGACCAAGAAGUGGUUUUGCCAGACUACCUCGUGCCGGUCAUGUACGUCUCGGCGGAUGAUACCGCAGCACAUGCAUCCUCAGAUGAUGUCCUCUCCAUGCCGUUGCCCCAGGUCAAACUACCCGAAGCUUCUCAGAGCUUCGGUAUGUCUUUCGUGGACCCGAGAUUGACACAUGAUGUUCUUGGGCGCGAACAAGACAUUUUGGAGAUGGAGUGGUUACUCCUUCGCGAAGGCCAUCCGAACAUUGCAUCGAUAACCGGUCCUGUGGGAGUGGGCAAAACCACGCUUGUCCAAUUCCUGGGCAACUGGUGGAAGAAGACAAGGCUGGUAUCAAACUUCAAGUAUUGGUCGCUCAAACACCACGCUCCAACGACAGUCAUCCGAUACCUCCGUGCCUGGGAUGCGAGUCGGCCGACGCACGACUCUCAGUACCCGCGUCUAUUCAUCAUUGAUGACAUCGCUGCGGUGACUGGGACAGGCCUGGAUGACGUCCAGAAGCACCACUUGACGGAAAUCCUCACAAGGUACCGAAACCGCAGAGACCUCGUUAUACUAGUGUCCCGUAUCCCAGUGGAUUGGUUACGGCUGGAAGACUAUCAGGAGUAUCAACUUAAAGGGCUCUCCAACUCGGAUGCCCUCGCCCUCGCAUCACGAAUCCUGAACGAAAUUGGUUGGGGAUCCUUUCUGGAAGAGCGGGGAACACUCGACCAGAUGGAAUGCUUUGCCAGCCGCAUGGACUUUAACCCACUUUCGAUCGAUUUCUUCCUUCGCGGAUCCAAAGAUCACGUGGAUUGGAUGCAACGGAGCGGCCUGGUCGCAUCAGCCGAAUUCACAUGGGAUCGUCCGGAUAACAUCCUACCAGAUAACCCUGAGCGACUUUUACAUUUCCUUUUGUUAGCGUGUGUGAACGAUCUCCACGAGUCAGAGGGCCUGCCGCAGUGUCGCGAGUCGUUUGACUACAUCAGAGCGCUAUAUGACGGUGACGAUACCAGAGCACAGCUCGUCUUACUAAGUCUCUUACCGUUCUGUGGCAUUUAUUGCGAGGACUGGUACAUGACGGCAAGACACUUUUGGAUUACAAGACCAGGGAGUACGUGGACAGUGCCUGGGGAGCAUUACUUCAGACAAUUCGUCACAGAAAAGCUCCUGGGUCCCGGUUGGGCUGAGCACAUCGGAAGCAUUGCUACGGACGACGGUACACAGUACAGGUGCAUCAGGAUCCAUCCCGUCUUCAUCAAUUCCUUGCGGCUCAUGGUCAUGCUCUCUCCUAACCUCAAGUCCCUGUCCGAAAAGCUAUGGCUUCACUUUGUUGUCCAUGAGACUACCUGGGCGUAUCUUCGCACCGACUGGGCAAGAUGGAGGGAAUGGCGUAGACAGGUGCAGAUGCGGGCAAUAAGUCUGCUGACAGCUUGCACCUUGGGCUUCAAUCUCGCAGUCCUGAAUGAUGGUCGCAUUGUACAGCCCUACUACGUCCACAUCAUACUCAAUCUUCUCUGGUUUACAGCCAUUGGGAGUAGUACGCCAGCUCUGACGCCAGCCAUGCUAUCCUUGAAGAUGGAACAGCUCCUCGAUUUCGUAGAGAAGCGGCUUAUCGCGGGCAAGAAGGAUGUGUGCAAUAUCCACAACACGGACCACGUGGGAGCAAAUAUCGACGUGACGCUACGCACAUGCGACGCACUCUCGAACCACUUUCAUGAGAAGGCACAUCAGAAAUCUGCGGAUAUCUUAAAGAGGCUCGUGAAGCAGGUUGCCUUGGCCGCGAGACGCGACGAGAACUGGGACCACAACGAGCGCCGGUUCUCGCUUGCCAGGUGUUUGGCGACAUUCAGUUACUGUUCCCUGCGACGGAAUGAGUUCAAAAGAGCCAAAAAAUUGGCCUCGUUGGCUCUCCGUUGCCAUAAAUCCGGAGUGUCCGCACAGGAGAGAGUACGCGGCAUUGGACUUCGCAUGAAAUCGUACUACAUACUCUGGAUUGCUGCGAUUUUUUCCGAGGGCAGCUCAUCAACUGUAGAGUGGUACGCACAAGAGGCGAAGGCUGCCUUAGACGACCGGAAUAAAAUUACGGACGUUGACUUCGCGGACAUUCGCCCACAACUUCAAUUGGUAGAAGACCUAGAUUGUGUUCUUAGCAGCGGGGACCAAGAGGUUCGCAAAUACCUCUCCGAGACGCCGGAAGCAGCAAAGAUCCGAAGAAUAGUUGAGCAGGGAAACAUUGAUGCAGCAAAGACAGCUUUGUAUAAGGGCAUCGAGAAGGCCCAAAAGACAGGUAAUACGACCGCAGAAGGAGCGUUUCACGCCGAUCUUGCCGAAAUCUGCAUGAUGUUAAAGGACUGGCUAGGCGCAAGCAAGCACAUAGAACAGCUGUACCUUCUCUUCAAGAUGAAGGAUUGUGGUCCUUGGAGCGUUCCCCAUCACUAUGAUCCCAGCGACAUGUAUGACCUCCUCUAUCGCUACGCUCGGUAUGGGAGUGUAUUCCUCCGGCUUAGGAUGUUUCUCCCAGCCAUGCUAUUUUGCUGGCGCGCUUUGGAAGCGGUCGGAGCCGUCGAUGGACCCGAUGGAGCUGAGUGUCCACUACCAAAUGACCCUAACCUCUCUGUGGACUUUUCCAUGACCAUUCUUCGAGCUAAUUUAUGCAUACUUGUCGGUCAACCUCGGAAGCUGAUAUCUCCCGAAGAAUUCAACGCACUUGAUGAUCUUGGCCAGGAGCUCGUAACGUCCCAAGUGCAGAAGAAUUGGCCAGAAUUCGAUCUAGUAGGCAAGGAUAUCGCAACGCGGCUACGCAGAGCAUAUGAUGUCCUCGAGGCACCCGAGGUAGGAGGACCACCACCAAGCCAGCCCAAACCCCACGAUGUCAUCAGCCUUACCGCCAUUGUGAUGGAUUUGAGCAGAGGAGAGAAUGGCGAGCCGAAACUCGACUUGGGUUUCCGCGAACGCGGAUUGGAGAGACAGACGGAAUGGUAUGACGAGGCUGACGAUCCAGAUCUAAAUGCCGUCGAAGACCUCGUGGCGUUCUCAAGGGGAAUAGUUAGGCCAGAGAAUCCGCGAUAGAUGAUAGGUGCCGAGGUCGGUUGCGA